Molecule: messenger RNA, 1491 nt
Organism: Linum tenue
Lineage: Eukaryota; Viridiplantae; Streptophyta; Magnoliopsida; Malpighiales; Linaceae
Source: the annotation of a GenBank genome assembly
GGGAAAGGACAAAAAGCUCCGCCUGCAAAUUCGAACUCCUAAAAGCACCAAAAACUAGAAUUCAAGUGGAGGAAACAACAAAAAUGGCCACUAGCUAGACCACAAAAUAGAAGCACAAGAACAAGAGAGAUGGGAGAAUACGCAAAAGUACUCCGUUGUGGCUGAUCGGAUUUGCUUAUCUAUCCACCUGAAGCUGAACGAACAGAGACGCUAUCACAAUCACUAAAGCAAAAAAGGCGGGAAAAUGGCGGCAGUGAAGAGGAUUAAGUUGGGUUCGCAAGGUCUCGAGGUGUCGGCACAGGGGCUCGGUUGCAUGGGAAUGUCUGCCUUCUACGGCCCUGCCAAGCCCGAUUCCGACAUGAUCGCUCUAAUCCACCAUGCUAUCAACAGCGGCGUCACUUUCUUCGAUACCUCUGAUGUCUACGGCCCUCGCACCAACGAAACCCUUCUCGGCAAGGCUUUCAAGGAAGGUGUUAGGGAGAAAGCAGAGCUGGCUACCAAAUUUGGAUCCGUCUUUGAAGAAGGAAAGAGAGGGUACAGGGGAGAUCCUGCUUAUGUAAGAGCUGCUUGCGAGGCCAGCUUGAAGAGGCUCGAAGUUGACUGCAUUGAUCUCUACUACCAACAUCGCGUUGACACCACAGUACCAAUUGAAGCCACGGUUGGCGAGAUGAAGAAGCUAGUUGAAGAGGGCAAAAUCAAGUACAUUGGUCUCUCCGAGGCCUCCGCGGCGACGAUCAGGAGAGCUCAUGCUGUUCAUCCCAUAACAGCAGUGCAGUUGGAGUGGUCCUUGUGGUCAAGAGAUGUGGAGGAAGAGAUCAUCCCUACUUGCAGAGAACUUGGGAUUGGGAUUGUUGUCUACAGUCCCCUUGGCAGAGGGUUCUUUGCCUCGGGGCCUAAACUUCUCGAUAGCCUCGACGAUGGAGACUUUCGAAAGAUGCAACCGAGGUUCCAAGGCGAAAAUCUGGAUCACAACAAGACCCUAUUCGAGAAAGUUAAUGCAAUGGCGAAUCGAAAAGGAUGCACACCAUCACAACUGGCGCUUGCAUGGGUGCACCACCAGGGAGAUGAUGUAUGUCCCAUACCAGGAACCACCAAGAUCGAAAACUUUGAUCAGAAUGUUGGAGCUUUGUCUGUGAAGCUCGCACCAGAGGAAAUGUCUGAACUGGAAGCCAUGGCUUCAGAUGAUGCUGUGAAGGGUGAUAGGUACAUGGAGGGCAUAGCCACAUUCAAGGGUGCUGAUACUCCACCUUUCUCUUCAUGGGAAAGUGCUUAAACUGAAAUGGCUCGUGCAAUUGUGCUAGGGUUUCCUUUUAUGGUUUCAAUAAGUGCGUAUGGUUUGGCACUCCAAUUUACUAAUAAGGCUUUCAAAGUUUGAAGUUAAAAGCCUGUUUUGAGUUUCAUAUACCUGAGGACAGGUUACUCAUACCUUCCUAAUAUAACUAUAUAAGCUUAGUCCAUUAGGCUUUUUGUGGCAUGAUCACGAUUCACGAC